This is a messenger RNA of Folsomia candida, 2393 nucleotides long. RefSeq names its product charged multivesicular body protein 7. The record is from RefSeq and is a predicted model, not a curated record. The transcript is spliced from 8 exons. Gene Ontology annotation, cellular component: cytoplasmic side of plasma membrane; multivesicular body; ESCRT III complex. NCBI's taxonomy places the organism in Eukaryota, Metazoa, Arthropoda, Collembola, Entomobryomorpha, Isotomidae. The coding region runs from base 646 to 2022 and encodes 458 amino acids. Gene Ontology annotation, biological process: vesicle budding from membrane; late endosome to vacuole transport via multivesicular body sorting pathway.
GAAAGUGGGCGCAGAGACGGUCGCCAAUCUCAUCGAGGGAAUUAUCGUCUACAAUCGUGUCCAAUUCUUGGUUCAUUAUGGUGGCGAGAAAUUCUGCGACUUCGUCCGCCAUGAGGUCAUCUAAAAGGUCGAAAGUCGGUCUUCUUUCCCCAAUCCGCGGUACGAAAUCUCGUUUUUGUUUUGGUUUCACAUGUGCGACGAUAAAUAAAUAAAGAAUGCAAGUAAUAAUUUGAUUAUAAAUUCAAUCCUGGUUGGUCAGAUAAGGGCUUAUCUUUAAUUAUUUGAAGUAGUUAACGUAAAACAACGCACCAUUUAAUUUAACUAUCGUGUUUGUCGGAUUAGUUCCGAUCUUCUAUGAAAGAAAACAUUAACUUUACAAAUUUUAAAACUUUUAAAAAUUAAAAAUUAAUUAAUAAAUAAAUUAAUAACUAUUGCAUCGAAAUUAUCCACAAUUUUGCAAGACGUUAAGUAACGUCAUCGUCGUUAUCUUGCUUUUGGUAUUCAAAUCGAGCUGAAAAUAUUAACCUCAAAAAACUUUAAAAAUCACAAAUUACAAAUUAAUCCAAAAUAUCCUUAAUUGUUUUAACCAUUAAUUAAACAUUAAUUAAUCACCACCAAGUUCAAACUUGCAUUGUGGUAAUAAAUAUGUUCGGAUCUCCUCGAGGUCAUCAUGACGCCAACAAGAUAUCCUCCCCCACACAAGAAGUGGUCCAUAUCUGCCCCUCAAUUAGCACGAUUGCCUCCUCGUCCGACCGUGUCAACGCGCUUUACUCCCCUUUUCGUCCCAGACCCUUAAAUCCGGAAAGUUUCGACCUCAAGUUAAAAUUUUGGACGAAAGCUCUCGACGAGUGGGUCACUUUCUCGGAAAGAUUGACCUUUACCCUCAAAGAGGUCCAGAAGGGGAUGAUGAUCGCUCAAAAAACUCCGGCCUGUUUGGAAGACGUGCUGGAAUUUUGUGCCAAAGAUGGUUCGAUCGUUUCUACGAAGGAAUUUUACGACACGUUAUCCGCAUCGAUAAGCUGGGUCGCGUGGGGUCAAGUUAACGCGAAACGUUUGGUGGGAAAGGUCAUCCCCUCGCUGCCCGCAGCCCCGUGGACUUAUUUUACUCGUGGCAAAACCCCACCGGAACAAAGAUAUGUGCAUGUGGGUCAUUUAAAGGAUCUCGUCGACACUCUGUCGAAAUCGGCCCCCCUAAGGAAUCGACUCCUCUCGCUGGACACUUUUACUGCUUUGGUAACUUCGCAGACGGGAAUUUCUGACCCCGGGGAGCUGUCCAUCUUGCUCGAUUAUCUCAGGGCGAGGAAGCUUAUCGAAGUAGAUAAGGUGGGAAAGGAGGACGUCGUCAUUUUUGGGGAUAGCUUAAAAAUAUCCGAUGUCGACAAGGGCCGUUAUGAUGUCAAGAGAAGUAUAGAAAUUCAUGAAGAGAGGUUGGAAGAGGUGCACGUGCAGAUGGAGGAGGCCGUGAUGAGGGCGAAGGAUGCCCUAAAACAGGGGAGGAGGGCGAAGGCCAAGUAUGAAUUGAAAAAGAAGAAAAUGUUGGAGGCGAGAGCGGACAAAUUAUUGAGCGUGGUUGACAGUCUGACCGUGAUUGGGAUGAGGUUGGAUGAGGCAGAGUCAGAUGCGCAGAUUUUGCAAGCCUACCAGUCAGGAAAACAAGCAUUGGCGGAUGUCCUAAAGAAAAAUAACUUGACCGUGGACGCCGUAACGGAAGCCAUGUUGGACGUACAAGAGGUUUUGGAAGAAAGUGGAGAAGUCAGUGCGGCCAUAUCGCAACCCUUAGACGGAGGACAGACCGACGAUUUGGAGGAAUUGGACGCAGAGUUGGACGCCCUUUUGAAGGAGGACGCAGAAAAAGAGGCGGAAAAGAGGAAAGGUGAAGCGACAGAGGGCGACGAUUCUUUCUUGAUGAAGAGAUUGGUCGGAUUAAAAGUUCGCGAGGACGAGGACGGUUUUGGCGACGCUGGUGUCGACGGUGAUGAAAACGUCUCUUCACGAGACGCGGAUAUUUCUAGUGAAAUGUAAUACUCGAGGUCAUGUUGGCGUGUCAUCAGUCCCUUGUUUUAAUUGGAGUGCCUUUUAAGAGAGAAUUAUAAAAUAGUUUUAAAGUAUUAUUGUGCCUUUUAACUAAAAUUGUGGAGAAAAAACAAUAUUUUUUAGCAUCGCCAACGUCAACCUCCGCCGAGAAAUAAUGUUUAAUAUAAUAUGUGAUAUCUUAUUAUUAUAUGUAUGUACAUACAGCUAAAUAAUUAAUUAGGGAAUAUAAUAAUCACGGAUUUAUUCACACACUGGAUGCAUGAAUAAUUGUAUGCAUACAAUGCAUGACAUGACGAGAUUUUCUUGUAAUAAUAAGUUGGACGAACAAUAAACAUCAAAUUGUUGGAUGUGCAAAUGUA